Molecule: messenger RNA, 6087 nt
Organism: Talaromyces marneffei
Lineage: Eukaryota; Fungi; Ascomycota; Eurotiomycetes; Eurotiales; Trichocomaceae
Exons: 2
Coding region: 1-6087 (2028 amino acids)
Biological process (GO): chromatin organization
Cellular component (GO): nucleus; HIR complex
Molecular function (GO): nucleosome binding
Source: RefSeq, a predicted model, not a curated record
AUGGCGAGCUUUACUGCCCUAAAUAUCGAACCCGCGGAGGACAUUCAAGAAGAGGUCGACGAUACUAAAGAGAUCCAAAUCGAAGAGGCUCUCAAGCUGUACCAGAAUGCCCUCAAACUACAUUCUCAAGGACCGGCCUUUUACCCACAGGCCAAAGAUGCGUACGCCGCUCUCUUACAAUCCGAUGUCUUCAAAUACCCGGAAUCGAUUUCGGACUACCAACGAAAUGCCCUCACAGACGGAGACAACGACGACGUUGCUGCUGAUGCGCUCGGGGAAAUCGAUGUUAAUGACGCGGCGGCGAGUGCUCUACCUCAAACGAUAUACCUUUCGUACAAAAACAAUGGACAGUUCCUCUUGGACGUCUUGAAGGAGACCCUUCGGAAGCAGCCUUCAUCUGAGGAUGAACAGCGUUCGGCUAUCACCAAGGAGUCGCGGUCGGCUAUGGGUAUGUUUGCAGAUGCUCUGGAACGAGAUGAUACAGAUUUGGAUCUUUGGCGGAAAAGCGCCCGCGUAGGAGGGGCGUUGAAUAGCUACCGUCUGGCUCGGUAUUGUUUGGAGAGUGUUCUAGUUGGUGACGAUAACGAGGUUGAAGUACGAACCGAGCAGCUAGGUCUGGAUGAGGCAUUUGCAGCUGAGGAUCUCCGCAAAACAAUUCAUGCGUUGAAGGACGAGCUUUCCGCUAUUCAGGCGCCGCCACUGAAGAAACCACGGCCAUCAUUGUUUCGAUUUUUUGGGAAACACUCUCAAGAUCCGUAUCAGUAUCUCCCUGGAUUGUCGCAAAAUAUAUCAGAUAUAGCUUCUUCUGCUCAGAAACAACCGUUGAACCGUCAUUUCGUAAAACCUCCUGAGAGAACAUGGGACGCUGUUGGCAAAGCUAUUAUGCAGCUACUGACGGAGUUACGACAAACCCCAGGCGUUCCCGAGCCUGGUGCCGCUGUGGGCAUCGAAAUACCCUCUGAAGAAGCCUCUCCACAAAGUCCAGGCGACACGACGCUGCCAGUGCCUGCGAACGACGUUGUUACUGAGAAACCAACGGCAAUGCUUGAAGCUCCAAAUACAAUCGAACCAGUGGAUGACCAAUCCUCAAUCGACCAACGUGCGGAAUCACAGCUAAGAGAAUCUCUCGAAGGUUUCUCCGGACAGCCUGCCAAUACCCAAGGUACAACAACGGAGGACAAGGCAGUGGAUAAUGCCGAUAGCAUAUCAGCCAAUGCCAAUCCCAGAAAACGGUCCUCAACAUCCAUUGCCAAUGAUGAGAUGGGGGACAACGUAAGGACCAAAAGUCGUCGUAUUCGCGCCAGGGAGUCGAAUGUAGAUAACUUGCAACAGACAGAGGAUAUCAAUUUCGAUAACAGAUAUUACGAUGAUCGUCUGGAAGAAUUUGCUCAUGCCGAUGAAUGGAUGUUCGGAACUGUGGGCGAUUUGCUGUCAAAGGCAGGAAUUGAAGUUCUCGGGACGGUCGACGAUCUCAAACAACAAAUGGCUCUUUCAAACAGCCCCAAUUCUCAGCAAUCCAAAGAGGUUGAUUCGAUACUGGUUCAAGAUCUCCAAACUGCCCUCAGAACCUGGAAUGAAGAACGAGCUCGUUCCGCUAUGCAGGGAGAUAGUUCCACGGCGUUACAGGACAGUCGUGGCAGACAACGCUCCGGGCUAGCAAUAUUUCUUGAUCAUUCACGGAAAUCCACACAGAAAGCUAGCAAAAAGAAAGCCCUGUUUGAAAGCAGUGGCUUGGCCGAGUUUACAUCGUACAUUAAUGACCGUUGGCUUCAUGUUCAUGAAGUUAGCUUUGAAUGGCUGAGCAGCCUUCUACAGCCCGGGAGGGCCCAGUUCUCCGAUACAGUGUCUGGCGGACUCUCACAUGAAUCGCCUUAUGUUUCUUUACCGUGGCCCGAAGGUUUGAAGGAGACAGUUGUACAGCUUCUUAUUCAGGAAGACGAUUACAUUUACGAAAGGCUGGUUGACGUCAUUUGUGAAAGCGAGCAGCAAGCUUUGCAACAAGCAACAUCGAACAUGUGCUUGACACCCAUCAAUGAUCUUUACGCCAAGGUGGAUAUGAUACAGGCAAUUCACGAGCUUCACCUAGACAUCUAUGCUCAUAUGAACAACCCAAAUAGCGAGAUCGAUCAAGGAACCCGUACUUUGCAACGUGAUCGCUUAACCAGAUGGGGCGCGUUGGCACAAACCGCGGUCAACAAUCUCUUGGAUGCUGAGCCACCGAGCGAGCAACUUGAUAGGAUUUCUCUUCGCCACCUUUGGUCAAUGACCUUUUAUUCAAAUAUGGGUGAAGAUGUUAGCCGUGAUUAUAUCAUGCUCUGUCUUCAAGAUCUCAAAGACGCUCUAGUAUCAUUUGGUAACCCAGAGAUAACACUCACCAACAAUGCGUUUAUGCCUGAAAUUUCUGCUGCGGCCUUGGAUCAGGAGAUUACGCGGCUCAACUCAAUGGGAUUUUUCAUGAGAAUUUUUGGGUCAGAAGGGGAAGAUCCGGUUUCUUUAAUAGAAAGUAUUGAGCCAGUUCUGGACCCUGCUUCCGUCAAAUAUGUCGAAGAAAAUGGCACAAGCGACGGUACCACCUCACCUGUUCCCGUUCACUUUCGAGAGUUAACCUCAUUCCUUGAUAAGGGGGAUGCAACGCUUCGCCUUUUCCUAUGGCGUAGAUUACAAGAUGCUUAUCGGGCUAUUGACUAUGUUCCCAAAGUCGUGUCGUGCCAACUUCGGAGUAUUGAGGCAAUUGUCAAGGAACUUCGGGGACAAGUCUAUCUUGAGACGCAAGAUGAUCGGCCUUCAAUAUUGCUUAGGUGGUUGAAGUCGACCAAUAACAUCUUGACCAAGCUCAUACCACAGCUAAUUGAUGAUCCUGUGAAAUCAUUCGAAUGCAUUGACGUUGACCACUUGCGCUCUUCGAUGACCGCUGUCGCUCAUCUAUCAAGACUUCUUCAUAGCUUCGCACUGUAUGAAGAUGCAGUCAAAGUAGGGCAACGACCGGCGUUGGAACAUCGAGGCGCUCUCGGAAAAUCUCUCGAAAAUUUCAAGGAAAAACUUCGAGAUAUGCAGGUCAGGUGUUGGGUCUUACAGUAUACACUUUUGAAAGAGUUCAUGAUACAGGAAAAGGAAAAAUUUUCUACGCCAUCAGAUUAUCAGAUUCAGUAUCUCAGAGCUGUCCACAAUGCCCUUGGGAUCCGAUUAACUUGCAAAUAUGCCGACAAGGUCUUGCUCCGUCUGAUGAAAUCGGAGCUUUUAAGUCUCGAGACCCAGGAAGAUUGCGAGUUUGAUAUUGCGCAAGUUCUUCUUGAUCUUCACGGUUUCAAAUUUUCCAAUCAGUUGGGGACUUCUGAUCAUGGGUGCCCGACCGAAAAGCCAAACGCACAAUCUGCAGCGAUGAUGAUAGACUUUGUUCUCAUGCAGGUCAAUCGACUGAAUAUGAAGGACCUGUCUAAGUCUGAUUUGAAAACCACCAUCGAAAAGGUGCAACAGGCUAUUGGGCCUGUCAAGCACUCAUCGUUAUCCUUCAACAAGCGAAUCUUAUCGGCUUAUCUCAAGUCGCCUAUCAAUCCAACGGAACUAUUCGAACUUGUGCGAGGCGUUGGUGGUCUUGCAUUAAGAUCUUUACCUAUGACAUACGCUGAGAAUGCAAAGAAAGGGUGGUACUUCUUGCUUGGUCAUGCGUCCUUGACGAAGUUUCGUUCUCAAAAACGGUUGAAUGCAGUACCUACCAAUGACCUCGAUGAUGCCAUUGGAUACUUUCGGCAAGAUCUGGAAUAUGCCACAGGACGAUGGGAGACCUGGUAUAGACUCGCUCAAACCUACGAUACUAAACUCGAAGAAGACAUCAUAUGGUCCUCUGACAAGAUCAACAAUAAUCAAUCCGAGUUAGCAAGCAUCCAGCGCAACGCAAUCCACUGCUAUGCCAUGGCAGUUGCAGGUGCAUUAAGAGCCGCUGAAGAUGAUUCAAAGACACGGCAGACAAUUUCGGAGCUGUUCACCGACUUUGGAAUGCGGUUAUAUGCAUCCUCACGUGAACCGCUAAAUAUGGCCGCUUUCAGUCUCGGAGAUAUUGAACGCCAUUUCAGCCGAUUUGAAAGCCAGGAGCUAUAUACAGGCAAACCGUUUAAGGAGCUUGGAACCUACUCUGUUUGGAGUCUUGCUGGUCACAUGUUCAAGCGUGCUAUGGUUGACAAGCCAGAUUACUGGAUCAACCACUAUAUGCUGAGUAAAUGCCGGUGGAAGAUGUUUAACAGCGACGAAGCAACGCGUGGGAACGCUAGGAUGAUGACUAUCGACGAGGUCCUAGAUCCUCUUCUUGAUGCGAUUGAAGCAUUACCGCAGCGAAAAGAAAGAGGAUCGUUGCCGGAUCGAAUACUUGAGCCGCAUUUUAGGUUAGCUUCUGUACUUCACAAACUGGUUACGCGGAAGCUACUAGAGCCCAGUAAAGCUGGGGAGAUCCUAGCUGAGACUCCCUGGUCUAAAAAUCUUUCGCUUCCGCAGAAUAUGGAAGAGUGGACACCAUAUAUACUGGACGUCUUGAAGCAACUCAAGCAUGCUGAUAAAUCUAACUGGCAUCAUCGCAUAUUAUCACGCAUGGCAAAGGUUCACUACCAUGGUCAGGAAGAUGCUGAUGCAGCAGCAGCAGCAAAGAACGAAUUGAUGCCACAGAUUUUUACUAAGACUAUGGUUUUACAAGUCUGGCGCCCAGAGUACGAAAGACCAGGUCGUCAUUAUGUCUAUACCACUCAAUACGUCUCUUACUUUACCAAAUUGCUGGAACAAAUCAGUGACCAUGUCAGCCUCGAACAACUGCUGCGUAGAGUAAGAAAAAAGCAAGGGGACUAUAUCAACCAUACGAAGCUUUGGGAGGAUAUGUGCAUUGUAUAUGCAAAGCUUAUUCGACGUGCGGGGAAUAUUUCCGAGCACUACGAAGAAGGCGUCUUCAAACAGCUAGGCUGGGAUGAAUUUGUUACAAACACCGCUCGCCUGGACUCGUUUAAAGAUCUUGCGACAACCUGUGGACCAACAAUGGACUUGCUUCGCGAGGCAGUGGAAUUCAAGAAGCUGAACAACAAUCUCAUGAAAGUCACUAUGUUUGAAGACCUCACCGCCGAUAUAUAUGCCCGCUUGUAUGAGGAGAAUAAGCAUCGGUUUAUUGAACAGGCAAAUGAAGAGAACAGGGGAAGGAUGAAAGUUGACCACCUUUUGAUGAACACCGAUGGUGCUGCUGAUGUACCUACGCCCCCUACAUCGGCUCCUGCAUCUGAGGCACCAGUCCCACGCGGUCGAACAAAGGGUAUCUCCCGCAGGGACAUUCAAAAACGAGCCGAAGCCAUUGUCAGUCGUCAUGCUCGCCCUGCAAUAACUAAAACGGCUGCUACCCCAGCCGAAGAAGAGAAGUUCCCUACUGCACCAAUUGUUCGGGUUCCCACUGUAAGUAGCAUUCGGGGAUUUGUGACAGGAAUUGCCUCUGCAGCACAGGAUAGUGUGUCAGCUAGUCUCCAUGAAAGCGCCGACGAUGAAAGCGAACUCAGCGAGAUCGAUGACGAGAAACUCGCCAAGCUAAAAGUAGAGCAAAGUCUUUUGUUCCCGAAUCUGAAAACAAUGAGGUCUCCCGAACCAGUUUCUGAGCUGUCCACAGUUAGUCUUGAUGGAGACGGGAAUGACGAAGCCAUGACGGUUGACGAUGAAGCCAAUGACCAUGAUGGCGAAGAUGACAUGGAAGGCGAAACCGGCAUUACCGAAGAGGGAGAGGAAGGAGACACGGAAUUGCAAGCAGCCGCGGACGAUGACGAAGAUAUGGAUAACGUUGACGAAGAUGAAGAUGCUGAUAUAGAUAUCGACAAAGUGGAUACUGCUGAAGAAGCCGGGGAUGAAACAAUGAUGACUGUCGAUGAGGGUGAGGAGACCGAAGAAGACGAAAGUAUGCUUCAUACCCACGACAAAAUGGAUGGAGAUAUAGACGGGGAAGAGAAAGAAAAACGAGGAGAUGAUGGAUCUGCAGCAGUUGAUGGCGUAGAAACUCCUGUUGAUGUCGAACUUUCAAAGACAGAUCAACAGAACCCAGAGGAAACUGCUGCAGAUGGCGACGAGGCGUCAUGA